AUGGCGAGCCAGAUUGCCAGUCUCGAGGAGGAUAAGAGAGCAUACUGCGAGCAGCUCGACAUCGUCGAAGCCCAGUUAAGAGAUGACCCCGGAAAUUCCGAGCUCCAAAGCCUCCAGUCCGAGCUAAAGGACAUGAUCCAACUUCUCGACGAGUCCCUCUCCGAGUUAAAGCCCAAGCAAGCUCCCAAACCAGCGCAAGCGCCGAAGCAACCCUCGCCUCCCCCGACGCAAGAUAGGUGGCAACGUGAAAAGCCAUCUGGUUUCAAGAAAGUAACAGGCCCAUCCUCCGCCGACGUAUCGGCCUCUUCGGCAUCCGCUACCCCCGCCGAAGAAGAGCCCGCGAUCGCGUAUCAAGUCAACGAUGAAGUUCUCGCAAAGUGGCUGUCGGGUGAUAAGAAGUUCUGGCCCGCUCGCAUCACAUCCAUAACAGGCUCAUCAUCGGCCCCGAUUUACCUAGUCAGGUUCAAGAGCUACAAGGGCACCGAGACCUUGCGGGCCAAGGAUAUUCGACCCAUCUCCCACAAGCGCAAGGCUGACGGUCCUCCAGCUACUUCUACCACUGCCGCCACUACGGCCUCUACCACCACCUCCAGUGGCGCCUCAACCCCCGGCGCCGCUCCCGCUAACCCCCCGAAUGCUGCGCAGUCCGGUGCUUUCACAUUCACCUCGGCACCUCCUCCACCCCCUCCCGGUUCGAAUAAUGGCAUAGUCUUGUCGGCUGCUGCCAGCCGGUACCCCGAGCAGCCCAAGGGAAAUGAAGCUGAGACGAACCCACAAGCCGCCCAUGGAAAACCUCCUAGGGCAAAGAAGAUCAAGGCUAACAAGGAGCUCGAAGCUGGAAAGAGCAAGUGGCAAGAGUUUAGCGCCAAGUCCAAGGCGGGAAAGUCUUACAAGAAGGAGAGCAUGUUUCGCACUCCCCAAGGUAUCCAUGGAAGAGUUGGAUUUACUGGAUCUGGCCAAGCCAUGCGCAAGGACCCUACCCGCAGUCGCCACAUCUACCAGACCAACGAAGACCUCGAUUGA
Scedosporium apiospermum is the source of this 1023-nucleotide messenger RNA. RefSeq lists its product as uncharacterized. The record is from RefSeq and is a predicted model, not a curated record. Bases 1 to 1023 code for a protein of 340 amino acids. The transcript is spliced from 3 exons. Gene Ontology annotation, biological process: negative regulation of DNA-templated transcription. Lineage: Eukaryota; Fungi; Ascomycota; Sordariomycetes; Microascales; Microascaceae. Gene Ontology annotation, molecular function: DNA-binding transcription factor activity.